Messenger RNA from Striga hermonthica, 576 nucleotides. The record is from the annotation of a GenBank genome assembly. Lineage: Eukaryota; Viridiplantae; Streptophyta; Magnoliopsida; Lamiales; Orobanchaceae.
AUGCCCAGCAGCAACGCCCAGGACUUCCCAGUCAUCGCGCCGCGUCCCACCUUCGCGCCGCGGCAGAUCCUUGCUCCGCGCCGCGGCGCCCUCCACGAGCACGCGCAGCCAGAAGCUUCAAGCCCCAUCACGCCGCGACAAACCUUCGCGUCGCGACGCCUGCGCCCAGAUGACGGUCCUUUGUCGUCCGAUGAGGAGUACAGCGGAGGAGAGACCGAAAUCCCGGACCCUCAGACGAAAACAGAAGACCGAGAGCUCAAGGACCGGCUCUUACGAAGGUACGGCAACCACAUUAACAACCUAAAGCUCGAAUUCUCGAAAAAGAAGAAGAAAGGUAAGCUCCCAAAGGAGGCUCGACAAGCUUUGCUCGAAUGGUGGAGCGUUCACUACAAAUGGCCUUACCCAACGGAAGCGGAUAAGAUGUCUUUAGCCGAAACAACAGGGCUCGACCAGAAGCAAAUAAACAAUUGGUUCAUAAACCAGAGGAAAAGGCAUUGGAAGCCUUCUGAGAACAUGCACUUGGCGAUGAUGGAUAAUCUGUCUGGGCAUUUCUUCAUGGAAGAGACUGAUAUUUAG